Capsella rubella is the source of this 2270-nucleotide messenger RNA. Its product is annotated as receptor-like protein 12. NCBI's taxonomy places the organism in Eukaryota, Viridiplantae, Streptophyta, Magnoliopsida, Brassicales, Brassicaceae. Bases 1 to 2220 code for a protein of 739 amino acids. Gene Ontology annotation, molecular function: protein binding. The transcript has 3 exons. The record is from RefSeq and is a predicted model, not a curated record.
AUGCAUUGUUUUGGUGAGAGGAAGAUGAUAAUAUGGAGCUUGUGUUUAAUCUUGAUACUUGUGUUUGGUUCUUCUCAUGCUAAGCACUUGUGUCAUCCCGACCAGAGGGAAGCUUUGUGGGAGUUCAAGAGUGAGUUCUACGUCCAAAAACCCGACGAGAUGAAGUCUAAUACGACGACAGAGAUGUGGAGGCACAACACUGAUUGUUGUUCUUGGGAUGGUAUCUCUUGUAAUCCUAAGACCGGUAAGGUGGUUGAGUUAGCCCUCGGGGACAGUUAUCUCAAUGGUCCGUUGAGAUCAAACAGUAGCUUGUUUAGACUACAACAUCUUCGUGGUCUUUAUCUUAGCUACAACAAUAUUUCUAGUGUUCUACCAGAUUCCAUCGGCAAGCUCAAAUAUUUGAGGGUUUUAAGUCUUGGUGAUUGCAAUUUCUUUGGAAAGAUUCCUUCUUCAAUUGGUAAUCUUUCUCAUUUGACUUCUCUUGAUCUUUCUAGUAAUGGUUUCACCGGUGAGUUACCUGAUUCGAUGGGGAGCCUAAACCGGCUUACAAAUUUGGAACUUGUAUCGAACAAACUCGGUGGAAAGUUUCCUCAUGCGCUGCUUAACUUGAGCGAGAUCACUAUGCUCGACCUACGUGAUAACCAGUUUGAAGGUAUAGGCCUAGUCAGUUUCAACAUUUUCUUGAAUCUCAAGUCACUUACGUUUCUUGACAUCUCUUACCUUAAUACAAGAAGCAUAGUUGAUAUAGGUAUUUUCUCAGGUCUUAUGUCACUUAGUCAUUUGGAUCUUUCAGGGAUUAAUUCGAAGAUCAGUUCAACUCUCCAUCUUCCCUCAUCCAUGUUCACAUUGAUUCUAUCAUCUUGCAAUAUUUCUGAGUUUCCCAAGUUUAUACAAAACCAAACCAGUUUGAGAUAUUUAGACAUCUCUGCUAAUCAAAUUGAAGGCCAAGUACCAGAGUGGUUAUGGGGAUUGCCAGGGCUGCGGUAUGUUAACAUUUCUCAGAAUCUUUUCAAUGAUCUUCCCUUGUUACCAAACUCUACAAUGUUCUUUUCAGGCUCUGAUAAUCAGUUUUCAGGAGAGAUACCUAGAGCAAUAUGCAAAUUGGUUGCUUUAGACACACUUGUUUUGUCCAACAACAACCUCAACGGUUCUAUUCCUCGAUGUUUCAAGAAUUUCAGAACUACCCUUUCGGUCUUGCAUCUACGGAAUAACAGCUUAUCCGGUAUUUUUCCAGAUGAAUCUAUCGGCGAUAAAUUGAGAUCACUCGAUGUUGGUCACAACCGGUUAUCAGGAGAACUUCCCAUGUCUCUGAUCAAUUGCACUGAACUCGAGUUUCUAAACGUGGAAGACAACAUAAUCAAUGACAAGUUCCCAUCAUGGUUGAGUUUAUUACCCAAUCUACAGAUUCUUGUCCUUCGUUCUAACGAGUUCUAUGGGCCAAUAUCUUCUCUUGGGGACUCUUUGAGUUUUCCCAAGCUUCGAAUAUUUGACAUUUCAGAUAAUCGCUUCACUGGAGUCUUGCCAUCAGAUUACUUUUCGGGUUGGACAGCAAUAUCAUAUGUGGUGGACAUUGAAGAUCGUACACCACUAAGGUAUGCAGGACGUGGAUCAGGAUACUAUCAUAAAUCGGUUGGUAUGACGAAUAAAGGUUCGAAGAUGGAGCUAGUUGGGAGUGGUUUCACAAUCUACAAAACCAUUGAUGUAUCAAGAAAUAGAUUUGAAGGAAACAUUCCAGAAUCCAUCAGUGUACUCAAGGAACUGAUUGUGCUGAACAUGUCAAACAACGCUUUCACAGGCCAUAUACCAACAUCUCUAUCAAACUUGACCAAUCUCCAAUCAUUGGAUCUAUCUCAAAACAGAUUAACCGGAGAAAUCCCACCAGACCUCGGGAAACUCACGUUUUUAGCGUGGAUGAACUUCUCUUACAACAAGCUUGAAGGUCCAAUACCACAUGGCACUCAGUUUCAAAGUCAGAACAGUUCUUCAUUCGUAGAGAAUACCGCGCUAUGCGGUCUUCCUCUAAAAAUAAGAUGCGGUGGAGAAGAAACAACAAAGCAAGAACAAGAUGAGGAAAAGGAAGAAGAAGAAGAACAAGUUUUUAGCUGGAUCGCAGCUGCAAUAGGCUAUGUGCCGGGUGUUGUGUGUGGACUCACCAUCGCCCACAUUCUUACUUCAUAUAAACGUGACUGGUUCAUGAAUACAGUUCAUUAUUUUACUUAACUAAAGCAUCGCUUAUUUAUUUAUAAAAAAAAAUACACACUUGUUUGCAA